AUGAUUACAAACGCAUCAAUUGUUCCGGGUGAAGGACUUGGAAACUCAAUAAGGCUCGGUAGACUGAUGUAUUCGAUUAUUAAUCUGCUAGAUAGAUUUCACUAUAGAAUGAAAAUAUCGUAUUCCGAAAAGCAUUAUCUAGAAACUCCAAUUACAGUAACAGUCCCAGAUAUAGGGCUUAGGAUGGUUUUCGAGAAUUCUGACAAGCAAGAACUUGUUUUGAUUGAAGUGAUUGAUUUCAAGAGCUUAAAGUUGAAUUAUAAUGGGAUUAACUUGAAUGACAUAGCGGAAAAUACUAAGGAUACGUACGAAAUUGAAGCACAAGAGAACUCGGAUAUCGUUCCUACCGUACCAAAGUGGGCGGAGAAUGAAGAUCUGCAACAGAGAACGAAUAUCACACUCCCGAAUUUAAAACAAAUAUACAAUCAAACUUUUGGCCCUACAUACCCUGGGAAAUUGUCAAAAAAUUCAGAUUACUACACCUUAUCUUACCCAGGAAUUUCAUUUAAAUUCAAGAUAAACCUGAAUGAGUUGAUUAACAAGUUGAUAGGAUUAGGCACAAACGUAAAUGAUAAUACUAUUUUAUCCAAACUUUUAAAUUGGGACAAAAGUAGUGACAUUGCAUGUGAAUCACUUUCAAUUUACCUGGGUUCAUCAUGGGAGAAUUUUUAUGAAACGUUCCAGAGAAGCAUUCUAGACAGUAAGCAAACAACUAAAUUAAGAAAUAAGGCCUCAUCUUCAGCCAUCCAUAUUUCCAAAUUAUUAGUGAACUUAAAGUUAGGCAUCAUUAAAUUGAUAUUUGAGGCUACUUCUGAUAAGAAUCGACCUCAGGAAUAUGUCAUUAAAAUUGGCGAGACAACCCAACAAGAAGUCUUGAAUAUAUUGGGCUCUCCGGACGAUUAUUUUAACAAGUUUGAUUCCAGAUUAUUGAUCCAUAAUCAUUUAUCAAAGUCAUUCAAAAUUGAUUUGCAUGAUAAUUCGAUUUAUAAGUUCCACAAUUACUUCCGAUUUGGGCUUGACUUUCUAUAUGAUCUCAAUUCAAGCAAGUCGAAAUCUACAGGUGUCUUAAAAAAACUCAUUAUUCAUAAUGGUGGCAUUAUUGAAAGUUUAGAUUUCAUGAAAUGGAAUAAAUGCAACUGGCAAUUAAUAUCCGGCCAAUACUCUGAUACCGCACAUCCGUUCGAAUUACAAGAUGAUAUUUCAAUUGAUUCAUCCAUGUAUUUCAAUGACAUUCCUCCUGAAUUCUUUAACAAGAUUGAAGGAAACACUAGUUUACGGCCUGUUUUAUUGAAUAGAAAUGAAACUGAAUUCAUUGAUAAUGAUUUAGAUAUCAUCAACCCUGAUGAAAUUAGUGACAACAAUAAUACAAUUCUCGAAAAGCAUUCAUCUAGAGAUUCUACUGUUUCUGGUCACACUUCUAAAACAAAAACUUGGGGCCAAUCUAAAUUAAUAGGAUGCAAUAGAUGCAUAUGGGAAGUAGUGGAAAGUAAUGGAUGUAUAACAUCUAUCACAAUUUUUUAA
Messenger RNA from Debaryomyces hansenii CBS767, 1521 nucleotides. RefSeq names its product DEHA2D03256p. The record is from RefSeq and is a predicted model, not a curated record. The coding region runs from base 1 to 1521 and encodes 506 amino acids. Gene Ontology annotation, cellular component: trans-Golgi network. The transcript has a single exon. Gene Ontology annotation, biological process: Golgi to plasma membrane protein transport. NCBI's taxonomy places the organism in Eukaryota, Fungi, Ascomycota, Pichiomycetes, Serinales, Debaryomycetaceae.